CGACGAAGAUCCUUGUUUCGGGGGUAUAAUAGACUUUUUUUCCUUCUCUGCAUCCUCACUAAGGCUACUCUGCUCAAAAUGUCGCGAUCUAGGGCUUCUCCUCUACUUCCGCCUCUGACUCCCGUUUCCUUGCAUUCUCCGAAACCGUUUUACCUCCACUUCAGGGGAACGAUCCACAGCUCAAGAAUUGCUCAUACGACUUCCAUCCAGUUCGAUUCUGCGUCCUCUUCCCAGUUCGUAAAGUUCAUUCCUUUCGCUUCAAGUGGAGGAGAAACUGAAACAGUCGAGAAAGGGGAGCCGACUCAGGAACCCAACUCUCAGGUUGACACUUUGUUAGACAGUAUAAAAUGGGACGACAAAGGUUUAGCAGUGGCAAUAGCUCAAAAUGUUGACACAGGAGCCAUAUUAAUGCAAGGCUUUGUUAACAGGGAUGCUCUAGCUGCAACAAUUUCUUCUGGGAAGGCAACAUUUUACAGCAGAUCAAGGUCAACAUUGUGGAUAAAGGGAGAGACGUCCAAGAAUUUCAUCAAUGUUCAUGACAUCUUUCUUGAUUGUGAUCGUGACUCGAUAAUUUACCUUGGGAAGCCUGAUGGCCCUACCUGCCACACAGGAGCGGAAACUUGCUAUUACACAUCAGCAUUUGAUCUGUUGAAGGAGCAACAGGUGGAAGAAAAUAAAUUAGCAUUGACGACUCUGUACUUAUUGGAGUCUACAAUUUCCCAAAGAAAAGCAGAGUUAGGGGGUUCACAAAAUGAAAAACCAUCAUGGACAAAACGAUUACUUCUAAAUGACCAAUUGUUAUGUUCAAAAAUCAGGGAAGAGGCAGAUGAAUUAUGUCGAACAUUGGAGGAAAAUGAGGACAAGUUUAGAACUGCCUCAGAGAUGGCAGAUGUGCUAUACCACGCAAUGGUAUUGUUAAGAUGUAGAGAUGUUAAAGUCGAAGAUGUCCUUGAAGUUCUUCGCAAAAGAUUCUCUCAGUCAGGUAUAGAGGAAAAGAGAAGACGUUCGCUGUCAAACUAAGCAUCAAGGCACCGAGGUCAAACAUCACACUACUCGGUGUUGGUUUGAUAAUCCUGAUCCCAUUACUGUUUUACUGUCACCUAUUAUCUAGGAACCAGUUUGUUUAUUAGCUACUCUUUAGGACUUAGUGCAGUACGUGUCAAUCUGCAUGUUAGCCAUGUAGCCUUGUUUUUAGGAGUUAGUUGCUAUUUAUUUGGUUGUGUUGUUGAUGUGUUCUGGCUGUUAUCAGUGAAAUAAAAAUAGCAGUUCAUAUCAGUAAAAUUUUUUUCAGUUU
Rubroshorea leprosula is the source of this 1294-nucleotide messenger RNA. The record is from the annotation of a GenBank genome assembly. NCBI's taxonomy places the organism in Eukaryota, Viridiplantae, Streptophyta, Magnoliopsida, Malvales, Dipterocarpaceae.